UGUUUUUUAAUGCUCAGUUUAGUAGUAUUUUAUUUUUGCCUUUUUUAGACGUUCUCUAUAUAAGUAGAUAUUAUAAACAAUCAAAGUGAAAUCAAUACAAUGAUUUGACCAUUUUGAAUUUUAUGUUUUGAGAACAUAUUUUUCUGUAACGGCCAUGGCAGGGUGGAUUGAUUCCGGAGAUGUGAAAACAGAGGAUUUGCGGAGAAGAGUCAGUGCUGAAUUUGAGCGUCCCAAAAUGUCUGAGCUGAGGGUUGUGCUGCUGGGGAAGUCUGGAGAACUGAGGAGUAAAGUGGGGAACAUCAUCCUGGGGGCAGAGGUCCUUUCAGUGAAAGAUCAGUGUGAGAGAGCACGAGGUCUGGUGAAUGGGAAGCGUGUGGCUCUGAUCAACACUCCAGACUUACUGGACCCCAAGCUCCCCGAUAGGAAAUUAUUCUAUCAGAUAGAGAGAUGUGUUACCCUGUCUGCCCCAGGUCCUCAUGUACUCCUGCUGCUGCUGGAGAACGGCAACAUUACAUCUGAGGGGAAACAAAGAUUAGAGAGAAUCCUGCACUCUUUCAGCCCUGAGGCCUUCAGGUACUCGAUGGUACUGACCACACAGGAGAGUGAAAGCACUCGCUUUGACCUGUCUUAUACCCAAGUUCUGCAAAUGUGUAGUAGAAGGUGUUACAAGUUUCACAACAUAGAUGAGAUUAAUUACACCCAGGUUACUGAACUAAUGGAGAAAAUAGAGCAGAUCGUGGGGCAGAAUGGAGGAGGUUUCCUCAGCUGUGAGAUUUUCAAGGAGCCAGAAUCAGCCACGCUUGGAGUGAGUCAGGUACCUCUGAGGAAGGCUGAACAGAAGGUGGAGAGGAAGGAGAAACCAAAGGCUCUAUCUGAAGAACUGCAGGAAAUUAAAGGAAAAGAAGUGGCUGGGGGAGACAGACUGGACCUGGUGUUGUUUGGGAGGAGAGGAGCUGGGAAGACGUUCGCAGGGAACACCAUCCUGGGACGGAGGGAGUCCAGUGUGGGUCCCGGCUCCUCUUCAGUGUGUGAGAGGAGAGAGGGAGAAGUGUUCGGUCGCUCGGUUACCGUGGUGGAAAUGCCAGCUCUCUGUGAUGCACAGCUCACUGCAUCCGCUGUGUCUCGUCUCUUUACCUCUCUCUGUGGCCAUGGAGUCCAUGCCUUCCUCCUGGUCACUCCAGCUCCUCCCCUCACUGAUGAAGACAAGGCAGAAAUAACCAGGAUUCAGGAGACAUUUGGCUCAAGAGUCACUGAUUACAUGAUGGUCAUUUUUACCCAUGAGAAUCCAGCUGCUCCACCUGUUCUUGACUUUCUGCAGCAAAGUAAGGAUAUUCAGGAGCUUCUGAGGAUCUGUGGAAACAGGUACUUUGUUUUCUACAACCAGCACAUUCACAACGACCCAGCAGUUCCAAAGCUUCUGGAGGUCAUAGAGGAGAUGAAGAGAGAAACAGGAAGCUGCUUUUCCCUGGAUAUGUACUGGGAGGCACAGCUCAAGAGGAAGGUUCGAGAGCUGGAGGCCAGGCACAAGACUGAGCUAGAGGAGAAGGACAGCAAGAUCAGAGAAUUAGCAGAACGUAUUAUGGGCACAUCACAGGGCGCUGGGGGUAAAGACCAGAGCUCUGACUGUGUGAGGAUAGUGCUCGUGGGGAAGACAGGAAGUGGGAAAAGUGCCACAGGAAACACCAUACUGCAGAGGGAGGAGUUCGAGUCGGAUAUCAGUAUGAAAUCAGUGACGACCUGCUGUAAGAAAGGAGUAGGGGAGGUAGCUGGCAGGCGCGUUGCUGUAGUUGACACGCCGGGUCUCUUUGACACAUCAUUUUCAAAUGAGGAGGUCCAGCAGGAAAUAGCCAAAUGCAUCUCCUUUUUGGCCCCAGGACCUCAUGUGUUUCUCCUAGUGCUACAGAUUGGAAGAAUCACGAAGGAGGAAAAGGACACAUUGCAGCUCAUUAAGAGCACCUUUGGUAAAAGGGCUGACAUGUUCACCAUAGUCAUAUUCACAAGAGGGGAUGCACUUACAAAUAAAUCCAUUGAAAGCUUCAUUCAACGAGGUGACCCUGUAAUCCAAAAUCUGAUUAAAGACUGUGGAAACAGGUUUCAUGUCUUCAAUAAUAAGGACAUGAGCAAUCGCACCCAAGUGUCUGAGCUGCUGGAUAAGAUAGCCGUGAUGGUUCAGAGGAAUGGAGGCUGUUACACCAAUGAGAUGUUCCAGGAGGCAGAAUUUACCAUAAGGAAAGAGUGCGAAAGAAUAAUGAGUGAGAAUGCGGAAGAGAUGCAGAGAGAGAAAGAGACGCUGGAGGCAAAACAUGAAGCGGAGAUGAAAGAGAUGAGGAGGAAGAUGGAAGAGCAGAGACACAAAGCAGAAGAAGAAAUAAUGCUUCAGGAAAAAAAUCUGAAAGACAAAGAAGAACAUUUCAGGAUGGAGCUAGAAGAGUGGAAGAAAAAAGAGAAGGAAAAAAAAGAGAGGAGAGAGAGGGAAGACACAGAGAGGAAGGCAAGACAAGAAUCGGAGUGGAAGAGCAAAAUAGAUGAGAUUGAGGAAACGAAAAGGACGCUGGAAAAGGAGUUGAAAUGUAGGGAAGAGGAAGAGAAGCAGAGGGCGGAAAGAGAGAGGAAACAGAGGAAAGAGCUGAUGGAAAAACAAAAAAGAGAAAAGAUAGAAUUUGAGGCAAGGCAAGCAGAAGAAAAGAAAAAGAGAGAAGGAGAGGAGCAGGAGAGGAAAAACAAUGAGGCGAGACAAAGACUUGAGUGGGAACAGAGAAUUAAAGAGGCAGAAAAUGAGAAAAAAGAGAUACAAGAAGACAUUAAGAAAAGAGCUAAGGAAUGGGAGCAGGAAAGGGAAAAGGAACAGAAAAGUAAAGAGAAGGAUGAGCAGUACAGGAGACAGAAAGAAGAGAAAGAGAGAACAGAGUAUGCAUUGAAAGAACGCAAAAUGCGGGAAGAGUUUGAAAAAGCAAUGAAACAAGAAAGACAAAAGGGAGAGAAUGAAAGGAGAUCUAAAGAGCAACUAGAAAGGGAGCUUGAAGAAAAGCAAAGGCAGCUGAAAAAACAACAAGAGCAGUUAGAUAAGGAAAGAAAAGAGGAGGCAGACAGAAGAUCUAAGGAGGACGCAGAGAGAAAAGAGGAGGAGAGGAAAAGGCUGGAAUUGUUGAAGAAGGAACUUGAGAAGGAACGUGGAAAACUUCAGAAGAGUAAGAUUGCUGAAGAGGCUAGGAAAACAAAAGAAGCGAAAACAUUGAAAGACAUGGAGGAAAGAUAUCAUAGAAUCAUUUUUGAAAAUAAUCGGAAACAUGAAGAAGCUGCUAGAAAAAAAGCAGAGGAAUUUAAUAACUUUAAGGAGGAACAGGGAAGAAAGCUAACUCAAUUACAAGAACGUUAUGCAAAUGAAUUGCGGGAGAAAGACGCAAAAAUUCACAGAUUGGAAAGAAAACAAUGUUUAAUAAUGUAGCGCUGAAACAGGCAUGUGUUCAUGUACUAGGCCAUGGAAUGUACAAUUACUUCUGUGUCGAUCAAGUUUUCCAUGUGGAAUGCUCCAAUGGACAGAAGACUGCCUUGUGAAAACAUAACUUUUGGGCCCUUUAUUAGCAGAUGCUUUCCCCACAUUUUUGUUUGAAUUUUUAAUGGUCAAUCAUGCAUGCUCACCCUGCAAGGGUCCUCAUCAGAAGCUCAGAUAUAAUAAGAGGCUCUCCUUGAAAGCAGGUGAUGUCAGCUGUAUGCUCUGUAUACCGUAGUUAGCAAGGCGGGUUGUAUGUGUGGCUCUGCAGAUGAAAUGGUGGACGCCAGACCUUGGGGCCCUGUCCAUGUUCCAGAACAUUCCAGAACAGUUCCUUAACAGGAUGAGCCACCCAGCAGCCCCAGGGGCCUCUAUAUUCAGGAACCGCAUAAAAGCUCUUUCAAAGAAAAAAAAAAAAACAUGGAUCAGGAACACAUCAGAUGUUCUCAAAGAUAUUUAUUUAUUCAUUUAGAGCAACCUCGCAUUACUGCCAGUUACAUCAUUACCAGCAGUCACUCCAUUACCUGUAAUGCUUCUUCUGAACAGUCCCAGGACACUGGAUGUAGCUGGGCUUACACUGAGUAGUUUUCAAACACUAUACAAGCAGAUUGACAUUAUUACAUUUACUACAACAGUGGGCCCAGAGUCAGAUUGUGUGAGAUCGGUGUCAGUUCCAGAAAUGUCCAGUGUGAGGAGGUGCCGCACAGAUAUAAACCCCAAGGCCCUGCUUCUACAGUGUAGCUUCCUGUUUGCCUUGUUUCUUCUU
Anguilla anguilla (European eel) is the source of this 4256-nucleotide messenger RNA. RefSeq names its product GTPase IMAP family member 8-like. Lineage: Eukaryota; Metazoa; Chordata; Actinopteri; Anguilliformes; Anguillidae. The coding region runs from base 155 to 3445 and encodes 1096 amino acids. The transcript has 6 exons. Gene Ontology annotation, molecular function: GTP binding. The record is from RefSeq and is a predicted model, not a curated record.